AUGGAGUCAGACAUCUCACAGGCCUUCCAGGAAGUGCUUACCUGCCCCAUCUGCUUGGGCUGCCUUACAGACCCAGUUACCACAAGCUGUGGCCACAGCUUCUGUCGGGCCUGCCUCUGCUUUUCCUGGGAAGACCUGCAAGUUCCUGUCCACUGUCCCAUGUGUAAGAAUCCAUCCCAGAAGAAGGACUUCAGAACCAACGUUGUUCUGAAGAAGCUGGUGCACAUUGCCAGACAGGACAGCCUCAUGAAGUACCUGAGCUCUGAGGAGAAUAAGUGUGUGAUCCACAAGGAGGCAAAGAGGAUCUUCUGUGAGGAGAACAGGGUCCUCCUUUGUCAAUUGUGCUCUGACUCCCAGGAGCACAAGGGUCACAGACACUGUCCUGUUGAAGCAGCUUCUGAGGGGCAAAUGGAGAAACUUCUAAAGCAAAUGGCAUCUUUAUGGGAGAAGAUCCAAGAAAAUCAAGAGAAUCUAGAAGCCGAGAAGAGAAUGCCAACACAGUGGUCGGACUAUGUGACUCUUCGGAAAGAAAUGAUCAGGACGGAGUAUAGGAAAGGACGUCCAGUCCUCCAUGAAGAAGAGCAGCAACAUAUAGAGUGUAUGGAAAAUGAAGGCCAAGCUCUCUUAGAGAAACUCAGAAAAAGCAAAGCCUUGAUGGUGCACAAAAGGAAUCAACUAAGAGAAAUGUAUCGGGAGCUGAUGACAACGUCCCAGCAGCCAUAUGUGGUGCUGCUCCAGGACUUGGAAGACAUGUUCAGAAGGAGUGAGUCAGUGCAGCUGUUCAUGCCCCAGGUGAUGAAACCAGAGCUCAGUGUCCUGCCCAUCACUGGACUGAUUGAGAGGUGCAAGUGCUUCCUAGUGAACAUAUUCUUUGGAAAUGCAAUCUUACUCCAUGACAAGAUGAACCUAUUUGAUGUCCUGAAAAGAUUCAGCUUUAGCCCUCACCAUCAGGAGACAUCUGUGGAAUCAGCUGGACACUAUUUUGCUUCCUGUGGAUCACAGAGCUUCUUCUCUAGGAAAUAUUACUGGGAGAUGGAUUUAACGGACUAUCCGGAAUGGGCUAUAGGAGUCUGUGAGGAUGACUAUUUAACAAAUACAAGGCAGCAGACUGAACCUGAGGGUGCAUUUCUCCUUGUGUGUGUGAAGAAGGGUAAUCAGUACAGUCUCCUCACCACCUGUCCAGUAAUUCAUCACUAUAUAGAGAAGCCAGUGGGCCGGGUUGGUGUGUUCCUUGAUUGUGAGGGUGGAUGUGUGAGUUUCCUGGAUGUAGCCAAGAGUUCCCUCAUAUACAGUUACCCACCUGGCACUUUCAAUUACCCUGUCAGACCUUUCUUCUCUCUUGGAGGCAUUUUGAUAGAAAGCAUAACCCAGUACUUUAUUGUUGUUUAG
Meriones unguiculatus (Mongolian gerbil) is the source of this 1389-nucleotide messenger RNA. Its product is annotated as tripartite motif-containing protein 43-like. The transcript is spliced from 6 exons. Lineage: Eukaryota; Metazoa; Chordata; Mammalia; Rodentia; Muridae. The record is from RefSeq and is a predicted model, not a curated record. Bases 1 to 1389 code for a protein of 462 amino acids. Gene Ontology annotation, molecular function: zinc ion binding; protein binding.